Messenger RNA from Pelodiscus sinensis (Chinese soft-shelled turtle), 2616 nucleotides. RefSeq names its product TIR domain containing adaptor molecule 1 (gene TICAM1). Gene Ontology annotation, cellular component: endosome. Gene Ontology annotation, molecular function: signaling adaptor activity. Lineage: Eukaryota; Metazoa; Chordata; Testudines; Trionychidae. Gene Ontology annotation, biological process: positive regulation of type I interferon production; TRIF-dependent toll-like receptor signaling pathway; positive regulation of canonical NF-kappaB signal transduction. The record is from RefSeq and is a predicted model, not a curated record.
CCGCGGCUCCUCCUCCUGGGCGCAGCCUGGGCCAUGUGAAGCGGGACUCGGCUACUUCCGCCUCCCCGCGGCCGGCACGGCGCAGCGCUCGGGACCUGCCUUUGGGAACGGGCUUGGCGGCUGAGGACUCCCAUGCUCAGUGCACCCACGGGACCCAGGGCCCGCUGGUGAGCUCCGUGGAGUCCUAGGAUGGCUGCAUUGCCCCCUGGCCCUGAGAGUAUUGGGGAGACGAGCCCCUGAGCACAAGAGGAGUGAUUAUGUAGCACCCAAAGCACGGGAGGUGCUUUCCAGGACGCAGAAAGGCCUACAGUCCAUGCCGGCAUCCGGAGGCUGUACUAUGCGCUUGUCAUCACCUGCUUCUUCAGCACGCGGUCUGGCUAGCCAGCUGAAGAGAUGGCCGAGGCCCAGGCAGGAUUUGAAGGCGUCUUCAGCGUUUUAUCGAAGAUCCCGGAGGAAAGGCUCGUUACUCUCAAACACAAGCUGAAGCACAUGAGAUCGGCCACAAGCAGCUGUAAGCUAUUGCAGGCCAUGACUCUGCGGCGAGAGGCAGAGGCAAGGAUAUGCCUGGACGCUCUGGGUGACGACGAAGGAGCCCUCUGUCUCUGCAGGUGCAAAUGGGGUACCGGCAGCAGCAAGAACCCGCUGAGCCCCCAGCAGGAGGCGGGAGCCCGGCUGGCCCUGGCACGGGUCUACGCGCUGCUGGUGGAAGAAAAGCAGUGCAAUCCCCAGUGCAGAGAUGAUGCCUACAAGGCUGCCAUUGAGGCCUUCAGAGCCAGCGAGGCUCUUGGGAGAGACAGGCUGGGUAGCAUCUUGGCCGAGGCCUAUGCAAAGUGCGGGGCUGACUUCAGUUCCACAGAGACUGACCAUGAAUUUAAGACCCUGAGGUCCGACCCUGGGCAUUUCCCGACUCCCAACCCUGCUCCACACGGGAGGAGCCCCCCAGUCCAGAUUGGGAACCGAUCGGUUCUCUCAGGGCCACAGACGUUGCGUUCUUCUGGCAGCCCGGCCUCCUUCAUCAGCCACUUUGAGAUCAGCCAGUCCCCCACCAUGGAGUUCCACACCCGCUCGGCUCACUGCAACCGCGUCCCACAGCCCAGCCGGCUUUGUGGGGGUGCCGUGAGCAGCACCCUGCAGUCUGGCCAGGAGAGACUCAGCCACGGCCCUCGGGACGCCAGCCGGCUCAGCUGCUCCGCUGCAGCUCCCCUGCGCAGCCACCGAUCUGAGGCGCCCCAGACUGGUGGCUUUGUUCCUCCAUCUCUUCCAGUUUCCGAAACUCCCAUUCGCCUUGUGAGUGCGGAGCACUGUCCCGUGGAAUGCACUGACCCUCCCACCAUGGGGACAGCAGGACUGCCGGAGUCAGGACAGCGCCUGCUCCAAACCCCAGGACAAGAGUCCCCUCCCGAGUCCCGAGUGCCCAUCGAGGAUUCCUAUGUCCUCACAGAGAAGGAAGAAUCAGAAUCCAUCUCCUCCUCCAGGGCGCCCCCUCCUCCCCAGGCAGCAGCUGCCCCCGCCCCGGAGCUGGACUGCGGCGAGAAAAGGUUCUUCAGUUUCGUUGUCGUUCACGCCACGGAAGAUGUGGACAUCGCCUGCCGGGUGAAGGAGAUGCUGGAGAGCAUGGGGGUGCCCGACGGUGCCACGUUCUGCGAGGAGUUCCUCGUCCCUGGGCAGUGCCAGCUAACGUGCUUCCAGGACGCCAUAGACAACUCCGCUUUUACCCUCCUGCUGCUGACCCAGAACUUCGCGUCCCGCCUCUGCAUGCACCAGAUGAACACAGCUUUGAUGGACUCCCUCCAGCGGCUGCCCAAGUACAACUCGGUCAUUCCUUUUGUGCCCAAAGAGUACCCCUUGAAGAAGUCUCAGAUACCCAGCAUACUGAUGGGGCUAGUGCCUCUGGAUGAGAACUCGCCUGUGUUCUCCAGGACGGUGAAGAACACCUUCAAACUCAAGAAGAUCAAUGAGCAGAAGAUGAUGUGGUGCCAGAUGCAGCACGUCCAGGAGCAGCGGAGGAAACAGCAGCUAUACCGGGAACACUUCCAGCAGCUGCAACAGAACUUAGCGGCUCUGACCUUGGGGUCCCAGCCUGGCUACCCCCCCCAAAUGCUUUUGCCCACACUGCUGCCAUCUCCUGCAGGAAUUCAGCACCUUCUGCAGCAGCUUCUCCAGCUCCAAACUCCCUCUCUUCCAAUGUUUUCCUCCCCUUCUCUGCACCAGCCUCACCCAGCUAAUCCGUUCACAUACCCCCAGCCGGCUCCCUCCCCUUCUCAGCACCUCAUCCUCCCGUCGGGCCACCAAAAUGUGAUGCAGGGGUCAGGAGGCCCCCAACCCCUCAUCAUUCAGAAUGCUCAAAUGGUGCAGAUCGGGGACCACAAUCAGAUGCGCAGGGAGAGGACCAUGUCGGUGCCAGAAAGCUCCGACGAAGAAAUUGGCGAGAGCGUCUGACUGGAAGGGCAGGAAUUCAACACAGUCUGGAGAAAGCAGCACUUAGUUUCAUUGCAAGCUGUGUAGGUCUGUGGUCUUGGUGACGAGCCUGCCCGGGGAGGACGGGUUCCCCUCCUCGCUGCUGGUGGAACGCACAGAGUGUGGAAGGCAGCAGCCAUCUCAUAUGCUGUAGGAACA